Molecule: messenger RNA, 384 nt
Organism: Solanum pennellii
Lineage: Eukaryota; Viridiplantae; Streptophyta; Magnoliopsida; Solanales; Solanaceae
Exons: 2
Coding region: 1-384 (127 amino acids)
Source: RefSeq, a predicted model, not a curated record
AUGGUUAAGGAUAUGAGAAGAAGAACGAUCUUGUUUGUUGAUGACUUUGGUCGUGCUUCAAGCGGAGAAGGCAGGGCUGGAAUGUUGAUAAGAGACAUAGACAUAUCCAGGCUGAUGGUCUAUGUGCAAAAAGUUGAAGAAGAGAAGCUUAGGGACAGAGAGGAGUACAAGAAAAGAAAUCUAAGACUGGGAAUGAGUCUGGUCAACAGAAGGGUGGUUAAAGUUGACCUCGGGUUGUUUCAAUGCGAUCGAGAAGGGCACUACAUGAAAGAGGCUUCUAAGAAUAAGCAGGGAGGUGGAAAUCCGGGAAAUAGAGCCCAAUCUUCAUCAGUUGCUCCACCAGAUAGGGUUGCACUUAGAGGAGCCACUUUUGGUUCUGGCUGA